CCCCGCCGCCGUCAUGGCGACCGGCGAGCGGGUGGCUGCGCUGCCGCCUCUCUGGCCGGUAGAGGCCCGGUUGGCGGCGCUGCUUCCCGACCUUCUGGUGUUCAGGAAGCCCCGGGGAUCGGAACCCGAGCUCGCCACGGCCCAGGGCGUCCUCCUUGGCGUCCACGUGACGGGGUUUACAGCAUUAAUGGAUAGGUUCAGCCUGACCUGCAAGUCGGAAAAUGACAUGGACAAACUGGCCCACAUCUUCAGUUAUUACAUUAGUGACAUCGUGGAGCAUGUUCUUUGUUUUGGAGGAGAUAUCCUAAAUAUCACAGGGAAUGUGCUCCUGGCACUCUGGACAGUGAAACAGAAUCAACUCAGUGACAUCAUUACCCUGGUGGCAAAAUGCAGUCUGGAGAUACAGGAGAAAUUUGGAAUCUACCAUACGAGAGAAGGCCAGGACCUAAAGCUAAAGAUAGGUCUAUCUGCAGGUCGGAUUUUCCAGGUUAUUGUUGGAGAUGAGCAGCGACAGUACCUCUUGGUGAUCGGGCGGGAUGUGGAUGAUGUCCAGGUAGCACAGCGUUUGGCUCAGGCAAAUGAGAUUGUCUUGUCCUGGAACUGCUGGAAGCUCUGUGAGCAGUACAUGUUUGAAGUGGAAAUCAUGAGGGAGGAUGAAGCUGUGAAGUUAAGAGAUAUGCGGAUCAUUGACCCAUUUGAUUUUGAUGAGCAUUUUGACAAGUGCCUUGAUUACCUGCCACAUUACCGGACAAGUGCUGAUACUCUAAGAACUGCCCUGGAGUUGGAUCCAGACUCUGCGCUUGAACAAACCCUGCGAAAGCACAUAACGAAAAACCUUUUGAAGAAGAUUGAUGAAGGGCAACCUAUGGAGUACAUAUCCGAAUUCCGUACUGUGACUAUGGUUUUGGUCAGCCUAGAGUUCAACAAGACAGCAUGGAUGUUGCAUUUAUGUCAUCUUAUCCAGGAGGCUGCCCUGUAUAUCUCCACAGUCAUAGAGAAAGGAGGUGGCCAGCUAAGCCAGAUCUUUAUGUUUGAGAAAGGCUGCAUGUUCUUCUGUGUUUUUGGCCUUCCAGGGGAUAAGAAGCCAGAUGAGUGUGCACAUGCCCUGGAGAGCUCCUUCAGCAUCUUCAGCUUCUGCUGGGAGAAUCUUGCUGAGACCAAGCUUGUUUCUGUCAGUAUCACCAAUGGACCAGUAUUCUGUGGCGUGAUUGGGGCAGUUGCAAGACAUGAAUAUACAGUUAUUGGCCCAAAGGUGAGCCUUGUGGCCAGGAUGAUAACUGCUUAUCCAGGUUUGGUGUCCUGCGAUGAGGUAACAUAUCUAAGAUCCAUGCUGCCUGCUUACAACUUCAAGAAACUCCCAGAGAAAAUGAUGAAAAAUAUCUCCAACCCAGGGAAGAUGUAUGAAUACCUUGGCCAUAGAAGAUGUAUAAUGUUUGGGAAGAGACAUUUGGCCAGAGAUAGAAAUAAAAAUCACCCUUUGUUAGACCGGGAGAAAGAACUAGAAGCCUUCCAAAUGGCACAGCAGGAAUGUUUGCGCCAGAAGAAGGGACAAGCAGUUUUGUAUGAAGGUGGAAAAGGCUAUGGAAAAAGUCAGCUGUUGGCUGAAAUAAACUUCAUGGCCCAAAAGGAGGGGCAUAGGGUGUUACCAUUGAAGCUGAAGGAAGCAGAUUUCAAGCAGUGCUUCUAUGCCAUCCAGACCCUCAUGGCCAUCUUCUUUGACAUUGAUACGUGUCCAGCCUAUUACCGGCAAGAGUGCCUACACAAACAGCUCCGUGGGAUAGUAGAGGAACCUCUUCACUGCCUUUUUAAUGACCUCUUCUUUGUGAAGUUUCCCUUGUCCUUCAAAGUUUCGCACAUGGAUGACCUGACCAGACAAAAGAAGGUUAAGGCAUGUUUUUUUCAAGUGCUUCAAGAGGCAGUGAGGGAAACACCACUGAUUUUCCUCAUUGAUGAAGCCCAAUAUAUGGAUGCGGCUUCCUGGGAGUUUUUGGAAACAUUACUCUCCACUGUGCCCAUCGUCAUGGUGAUGACAUUGACCCCUAUCUUCACCCUGUGUGGCUGUGCCCAACACUUCCUGCAGAGCUCUCAGGCUGUCCUUGUGCCCAUUUUGAAGUUGGCAACAACCUCACUGUUGAGAAUGGCAUGUUGGGAACUGGGGGUGGUGAGCAUCCCCCAAGAGCUGCAGAUCUACCUUCUCCACAGGUGCUUUGGAAACCCCCUCUACUGUGAGGUCUUAUGCCAGGACCUUCUCUCCAAAGAUAUGUUGCUCUUUCACGACCUCCAAAAGGAGGAGGAGAAGAGCAAAUGGGAGACCCUCUCAGCCAAUGCCAUGAAAUCCACAAUGUAUGGUAUUCUUGCUGCUGGCUGUGAAGAAGACCAAGAACUUUAUAUCUGCACAGUCAAGGAUAAUGUGAACUUGGAUACAGUGCUUCUUCCACCAUUAUUAAAAGAAAUAGCAGUAAACCAGUUGGAUCAGUUGAGCCUAGAGGAGCAGUUACUGGUUAAGUGUGCUGCAGUCAUUGGUCACUCCUUCCACAUAGAUCUGCUGCAGCACCUCCUGCCUGCCUGGAAUAAAAACAAGCUACUUCAGGUGCUGAGGGCUCUUGUGGAUAUGCAUGUGCUCCGCUGGUUCAACAGGAAUCAGGAGCUUCCUGCCGAGUCAAUAUUAGUGCCUUCCUCUAUCAAAAUUAUUGAACAGACCAAAGAGGAGAAGAAGAAAAAGCCAGAUGCUGACUCUCCUCUCAGUCUGCAAGAGGAAUUAUCCCUACCUCAAACAGAGCUGCUAGCAUUUGGAGUGCCACUGUUACGAGAAGCUGCUUGGGAGCUGUGGCCCAAGGCACAGCAGAUAGCCCUGCACCUUGAAUGUGCAUGCUUUCUCCAAGAUUUGGCCUGCCGCUGUGGGAGCUGUCAGGGGGGAGACUUUGUCCCCUUCCACCGUUUUGCUGUCUGUUCUGCCAAGAGCCGCAGUGGGACCUCCCGGUUCUGUAGUUACAAAGAUACUGGCUCAGUACUAACACAAGUGAUCACAGACAGGUUGCAGCUGCCUUCUCCCCAAGAUAGUUUUCAGUUCCAGACAAAACCAUUCAGAAGUCAAGAGACCUUCACAAGUGAACGCUGCAGAACAGAGGAAGAGUUCCUGGAUCAGGUGAACAGGAAGCUGGCUCAGAGCACCCCCGACAAAGACAUGCUGACCAGAAAGCCCUGUCACUGUGAGGAAAUCCUGCAGUUCGUGCUCUCACCCCUCACCCGGCACUGCCUGGUCAUCGGAGAGACCACAUGUGCAUUUUAUUACCUGCUGGAGGCUGCUGCUGCCUCCUUGGACCUGUCAGAGAAUUAUAUGGCCUUCUUUUAUUUGAGGAAGGCAAGCAGUCUUCUGGGCCAGCCCUCAGCAUUCUCAUUUUUGAAAAAGCACAAGGUGAAGAUCUGUCAGUUUGAGGAGGCCACUUUCUGCUGUCUUCGGUCAGAGGUCUGUUUCAAGAUGGGACAGAUCACAUUAGCCAAAAAAUUGGCCAGGCAAGCCCUUCGACUGCUGAAAAGGAGUUUCCCUUGGACCUGGUUUGGUGUCUUUUUCCAAACAUUCCUGGAAAAAUAUUGGCAUUCCUAUUCGCUAAGCCAAUCUCCAAACAACCCUAGUGAGAACAGUAAGAAGAAGCUGGCAGUCCUGCAGCAGCAGGUCCGCUGCCUCUCCUUGCUCUGGCAGCUCUAUAACCUGGACACCACAGCCAGCAGCCGCAGGUUUGCCUGCCUUGCCACUCUCAUGCAGAAGAAUUCUGCUGAGGAAUUUGCAGAUGAAGCCCAGGUUGUCUCUACCUAUGUGGCCCUAUCCCAGUUCUCCCAGAAUAUGGGUGACAGAGACAAGUGGCUACAGUGUGAGCAGAUGGCCAUUCAGAAAAGCAGCCUAUGUUGGUUCUCCAGGGAGGGAUUAUUGGCCACAGCCCGGCUCAUACAGGCCUUAGCCUACACCAAGCUCUGCCUUGGCCAUCUUGACUUCUCCAUCAAGCUGGGUUUUCAAGCUCAUGAGAUAUGCAGACACCUCAAGAAACCAGCUCUGGAGAAUCUGGUUCUCUCAGUUCUCUUCAGAUCUGCAUUUCUAAAGAAGAAAUUUGAUCUAUGUGUCUGUGUGCUGGAGAGUCAGUGGGCACUCAUUUCCCAGAGUCAUGAUAUCCUUGGCCUGGCCUGCUUCUAUUCUGCUUGCUUAGAUCUACUGCUCUAUGGAAAAGGAUUGCUAUGCCGGUCCUUUGGCGAGUGUCUGCAUUUCAUUCAACACUGUGAGCACAGCUGCAUCCUAAACUCUCAGAGUAAUGUCAUGCUGGGGAUCCACUCAUCUCUGGCCAUGUGGUUUGCCCAGGACUCGCAGUGGAAUCUGGUUGAGUACCACAUCUCCAAGGCUCGCCAGUUGGUGAAAAGAACCAAUGCCUCACUAUUUGGUUCACAUGGAUUUGUCCGAUUCCUGGAAUGCCAUGUGCUAAUGUUACAAAAAAUGCCAGAGGGUGCCUUCAUGCAUACUCCCCCAGAGACCUGCAGCCAAACCCUCAAGUACUGUAAGGAGUUCUUCUCUCGAUGUGUGACCUGCCCAGUCUAUCACCAGUGGGUCUCAGAGCUUAAAACCUCCGUAAUGAGAUACGGACAGAGAGAAUCCAUGUCCUCAACUAAUACUGCCAGACCUUUUGACACCUGCUUGACCACGAUUUGGAUAGAGGGAGAAUUCCUGGAGGAAAACAACUUCUUUGGAAGAAAUUUAGGAAUGCAGAGAUUUGACAGAGUGUCUGAUGUCAAGGAGAAUAAGGAUGAAGAAAUUCAAGAAUGUGUAUGUUAAAAAAAAUUAUCUGAAGGGACCAUGGUUCUCUUGCUGUAUAUGACACAAAGAAAUGACCCAAGUUCUCCUUUUUAAGAUACUGUAUAGUGUUCAUAUUCAAUAUACUAGCCUUUUAUGGUCAUCACUAUCUUUAGCUUUGUCAAAAUAAAAGCCUAUGUUUCUGAAGCAUGAAA
Molecule: messenger RNA, 4989 nt
Organism: Mustela lutreola (European mink)
Lineage: Eukaryota; Metazoa; Chordata; Mammalia; Carnivora; Mustelidae
Product: adenylate cyclase type 10-like
Exons: 32
Coding region: 14-4816 (1600 amino acids)
Biological process (GO): cyclic nucleotide biosynthetic process; intracellular signal transduction
Cellular component (GO): cytoplasm
Molecular function (GO): adenylate cyclase activity
Source: RefSeq, a predicted model, not a curated record